This is a messenger RNA of Triplophysa rosa, 3386 nucleotides long. It is a transcript of the gene sltm, whose product is annotated as SAFB-like, transcription modulator. Bases 37 to 3006 code for a protein of 989 amino acids. NCBI's taxonomy places the organism in Eukaryota, Metazoa, Chordata, Actinopteri, Cypriniformes, Nemacheilidae. The transcript has 20 exons. The record is from RefSeq and is a predicted model, not a curated record. Gene Ontology annotation, molecular function: sequence-specific DNA binding; RNA binding. Gene Ontology annotation, cellular component: nucleus. Gene Ontology annotation, biological process: regulation of transcription by RNA polymerase II; regulation of mRNA processing.
GCCGUGCCCGCGCACAAAGAGUUGUACACAGUCAAAAUGGCGUCGGGGGCCAUUUCAGCGGAGACGAAGAAGAUUACAGAUUUACGCGUUGUAGACCUAAAAUCAGAACUCAAACGACGAAAUUUGGAUGUUACUGGGGUGAAAAAUACUCUUGUAGCAAGACUGAAACAGGCUAUAGAAUGUGAAGGUGGAGAUCCUGACAACAUCGAGAUUGCUGUGUCUGCUGACAUGCCCACAAGAAAACAUGUCAAAACUAAAGGAAAGAAGACGGACCAGGACACUGAUGCCGUCAUGGAAGAGGAACCUUUGUCUAAGGAAACAGAAGAGGAGGAAUCAGAGAAAGAUGUAACGGAUACUGAUGAUGCUACUCGUGAAAAUUCUAAAACCUUCUCGUGUGAAGAUGGCCUUGCAGAACCUGAGGCUGAGGUGGAGCCCGAUCUUGAGGUUGAGGCAGAGGUGGAAACCGAGCCUGAACCAGAGCCUGAGCCUGAACCCGAGGCUGACGCAGAGGUCGAGGCGGAGAGUGAAGCCGACCCCGAAGUCCCAGCGUUGGAGGCCAUGGAAAGCGAACCUACCCCUGAGCCUGUGAAAGAAGUUGAGGAUGACAAUAUAUCUGUCACCAUCCAGGCAGAAGAUGCCAUCACAUUGGAUGUGGAUGGCGACGACCUCCUGGAAACAGGUAAACAUGUGAAACUUCCAGAUUCUGAGGCAGAAAAGGGCUCCGAAGAAGCUGAGGUCUCUGCUGAGAUGGGGCAGGGCACAGAUUCGCUGGCUGAAGAGAUAGAUGACCACAAAGAUUGUAAGAGAGAUGAUGGACCGAAGUCUGACGCCGCUAAGAAGGACAACAGAGAGGCCUCGAAGAAAGGAGAAACAGGAGACAAGGAAAAGGAUUCUGGGAAGAAAGGCCCCUCUUCAACUGGGGCAACAGGUCAAGCAAAGAGCUCUUCAAAGGACAGAGAUGGAAAAGCCACGAAAGAUGAAAAGGGAGGCAGCAGCAGCACCAGCUCUUCUCGCAAUCUAUGGGUGAGUGGUCUGUCCUCCAACACCAAAGCAGCUGAUCUGAAGAACCUCUUUGGCAAAUAUGGGAGGGUUUUUAGUGCCAAAGUUGUCACCAACGCUCGUAGCCCAGGAGCCAAGUGUUAUGGUUUAGUCACCAUGUCAUCCAGCACGGAAGUGACCAGGUGCAUCUCUCACCUCGACCGCACAGAACUCCAUGGACAGCAGAUAUCUGUGGAUAGGGUGAAAACUGACCCUUUUAAAAAGGACUUCUCAAAGAAAGAAGGGGAAGAGAAGAACAGUUCCAGUAAAACCUCUGGAGAAAAGCGCACUCCAACUGGAACCAAAACCUCCAGCAAGGCUCAAGUUUCCUCUAAAAAGGAAGAGAAGAAACCUGACAAACCCUCUGAGAAAGACAGCAAAGAUGCCAAAAAGCCAGACUCCAAGAGCAACAAAUCUGAUGCAAUAUUUAACUCGGGAGCAGAUUCAUCUAAGAAAGACGAAAAGAAGCAUGGGCGAAAGACUCCAAGCAAGAUGAUGAUGAUUGACCAAUCUAAAAGAGAGCAACCUUUUAAUAAAGCUCGACCUCCUUUCAGAAGGGGCGGAAGGUUUGAAAAGCCGGGUCCACUCAUUAUAAUGAACAGACGGCCCAGAUGGUUCAUACCACCUGAGGAGAUGGAGAUGAAGAAGGGCAGGUUCAUGCUCAAUAAAGGUGGCAACAAGGACAUCCUUCCAUUUGAGAAAAUGAAGGAGCAGCGGAUGCGUGAGCGCAUGGUCAGAAUGGAACGUGUUCGCAGGGCCAUGGAGCUGCGCAGACGGCGUGAGGUAGCUGAGAGGGAGCGUCGGGAAAGGGAGCGAAUCCGUGUCAUGCGCGAGCGGGAGGAGAGGGAUAACCUCAUGAGAGAGCGGCAAAGACUGGAAAUGGAAAGGCAGAAACUUGAGCGUGAGCGCAUGGAGAGAGAGAGAUUGGAGCGGGAGAGGAUCCGCAUCGAGCAGGAGCGGCGCAAGGAAGCUGAGCGUUUAGCUCGUGAACGCGAGGAACUGAGACGACAGCAGGAACAGCUGCGUUAUGAACAGGAGAAACGAAACAACUUAAAGAGGGGACGUGAUGUUGACCAGAGGAGGGAUGACCCCUACUGGAAUGGCGGUAAAAAGAUGCACACCGAGCCAGAGGGAAGGAUGAGUCAGGGUUCAGACUACAACAACCGGCAGCAGAACCGCUUUAAUGACUUUCACCCCAGAGACCGGAAUCGAUACCCGUCGACAUCAACUGUGCAGUCCAACAACUUUGAUAGAAGAAACCGUUUUGACAAUGAAGCAGAUUCGAAAAAGAAUCGUCCCGCUCCACGUCGAGAAGGAUCCGGGUUUGAUCGUUAUCCUAAAAACUUUGUGCCUGUGAGGAGAGCGGAACCCCCACCUCCUCCCCGCACAGAGCUGAGGGACAGUGACCGGCGAGAGAUUCGUGACCGUGAUGAGCGCAGGCAGGUGGCCAUGCCUGAUCGAGCAGCGGGAGGCAGAGCACCACCUCCAGCUAUGGCUCACUCCAGACCUGCCAGAGAUGGCAACCAUAGCUGGAAGAGCGAUGGGGGAAUGAACUCAAAACAAGAUGUCAGAGGAGCAGUGCGGAUGCGCCCAGAUCGUCCCGGCAGAGAAGGGCCCGGUCCUGCUAUGAGAGGGGCCUCUACAGCCAACCGAGGCAGGACCAGUUUCAACAGCCGAGAUGGAGGCCGACCUGUUGUUAUGGGAGACCAGCAGCCUUUUGGCAGCGGCAGGCAGGUGGUGGUGGAAAGGCACGGGCGUGAUCCAGGUCCCAGGAAAGACUGGCACGGUGCAGGGGGAUCACAGAGUGGAGGAUUUCCCGAUAACCGCAGAAUAGGAGAGACUCGGCCGGGCAUGAUGGCACCACACUCCAACCAUUCUUCCACUGGAAUGAACAGAAUUGUGCAGAUCACUAAUGUUCCCAUGGCUGGUGGCAGUGGAGGAUUCAAACCCUUUAAAGGGCGCUUCUAACUUUCAACGAUUUUCAGCUUUGUUUUUAAUUGGCUGAACUAUAGCCUUAGGAUAAUUAUAAAGAUCCAGUUUGGUUGAUAAGUUUUCCUUUGUAAAGAACUUUUGUUAGCCUACAUGUAGGUUUUGUUUCCUGAACUGUUUUUUGGUCACCUGUAAACAACCUUUGUGCACAUACAUGUUAUCCUGAAAUAGUGUAGGUUUAACCUGUACAGCGUAUUUCUUCAUGUUUAGAUAAUGUUAAAACCGUUCCAGUCACUCUCUUGUGCUUUGAGCAGACUACAUCGCGUGUGUGGAACUGGACAUGUCUCUGAUUCCGUUAACAUUUCAAUUUGUGACUCUUUUUGAUGAUUCUACAAGUUAUUAAAUUAUAUGGAUUAUGA